UUAACAAUCAAAUUAAUCAAAAUGAAAACAAAACAAAAACAAAACCAAAUAUCCUUUUAGCUUUUGGGUUUCUGGUUACAAAUCUCAAAUGUUUAUCUUAAUGAGAAACAAUUUUUCCUAAUCAAGUUGAUUGUUAACCAACACAAUCAAUUGAUUUUCUAAUUUCUCUUAUUAAACACCAACAACCCAAUGUUCAGGUUAAUGUUCAGUCCAUUUCAUGUCAGGCCACUUUUACCUGUAUAAACUCAUCACCAUCAUCAUCAUUAUCUUCAUCAUCUAAUUACAUUCCUGUUUCUCAAUUGAUUCUUUGUCUCCAGACCCUCAAGGAACUUGUUUCAUCCAUUUGGGUUGUCAGUUGGAAGGAUAAACGAUUUGACCAUUUAACUGUUUUUCUUUUUUCCAUUUUUUACCCUCAAUUGAAACAUGGAUCAUCCUGAUGAGGCAAAUGACAAUGAAUUAAGUGAUUUACUUGAAAGUACCUUAGGUGAUUUCUUUAAAUCUUCGGCAUCAUCAUCAUCUACCUUAAAUGCUACCUCGUCAUCUUCAUCAACUGGAAGGACAUUUGGUCAACUACCAAAUGGAACAUCACCUUUUGAUCAAUUUACCAAGAAACAUUUAGAUAAAUUUGGUAAAGAGGGUAAAAAUACCCAUGGUGAUAGUGAAGAAGAUCAGAGUGAUACCGAUGAAAAUGAUGCCGAAAAAGUUAAACAAAAGCUUGAUGAACUUCUCAAUGAUUUCAUUGAAAAAGAGCCACAAUUAAGGGAACAUUGGCAAAAAUUAAGUGAAUCUUACCAAUUGCCAGCUGGUUCCGAAGAAGCUUUUGAUACUUUAAAUGAGACCAUGAAGAGUCUUUCAGAAUCUGCUAAAUCGAUUAACAGUGAUGGUGAUAUUUCCGAAGAAGAAUUAUCCCGAUUAUGGAAUAAACUUGGAAUCUCUGGUGAAGGACAAGGAGAUCAGAAUGAAGAAGGUGUUGUACCUGAAGUGUUUUCCCUUGUCACCAAUUUGAUGCAAAAUCUUCUAUCUAAGCAAGUUUUAUAUCCUUCCAUUAAAGAUCUAAGUGAACGGUAUCCUGGUUGGAUUGAUGAACAUCGAAAUGAAUUAGAUGAAGGUGACCUGGAACGUUAUACCAAACAGUUUAAUCUGAUGAAACAGGUUUGCGUUGAAUUUGAAGCUGAAAAUGAAUCCGAUCCAUCCGAAGUUAAAGAUUCCCGAUUCCAGAAAAUAUUGAAAAUAAUGCAAGAUAUGAAAGAUUGUGGGUCACCACCCAAAGAAUUGGUCGGUGAUGUGCCGGACAUUGGAUCGGACCUUGACUUUAGUAAAUUAUCCGAAAUGGCCGGUGGAAUGGGAGGUGGACCAAGCGAACAAGGUUGCUCAAUGAUGUGAUAAAAAAGAUUUUUUCUUUUCUUCUGUUUUAUAAUUAAGACACAAUUCUAAUGGGAAAUGUUUUAAUUGUAAAUAUAAUCAUCUUUUCUUCAUGUUCCAAAUUUAAUUUAACCCUAAUUUCAGCGAAACAAUUUAAUUUACUAAACAACAACAACCAGAACAAUCAACAACAAUUAAGGUGGCCGGGAGAAAUUAACUUGAUUAGUUAACAGAAAAUAAUUUUUUUCUUACAAUUAUCUUAUUACCAAUUUGAUUUUAAAUUUUAUUUUGAAUAUUUAGUUUGAGGUUUUGUUUGUUUUUCUUUUUGUAAGCAAAAAAAAUAAUUAAUUUGAUUGUAAAUAAAUUAAAAUAAAUUAAUAGACAAAUUGAUCAACAA
Molecule: messenger RNA, 1759 nt
Organism: Panonychus citri (citrus red mite)
Lineage: Eukaryota; Metazoa; Arthropoda; Arachnida; Trombidiformes; Tetranychidae
Gene: Pex19
Product: peroxisomal biogenesis factor 19-like
Exons: 5
Coding region: 424-1383 (319 amino acids)
Biological process (GO): protein import into peroxisome membrane
Cellular component (GO): peroxisome; peroxisomal membrane
Source: RefSeq, a predicted model, not a curated record